Molecule: messenger RNA, 3523 nt
Organism: Rattus norvegicus (Norway rat)
Lineage: Eukaryota; Metazoa; Chordata; Mammalia; Rodentia; Muridae
Source: RefSeq, a predicted model, not a curated record
CAAAGGGUCAAGUACUGUGCAUUUGUUUUCAUUUACUUAAUAUAUUUACAUUUUAGACAAUGUUAGUAACACUUCAGGUUGCUGGAUUUACUCAUUUAAAGUUUAGAUAUUGCCUCUUUUGAAACAGGGUCUCACUAUAUAAUACAGGCUGACCUUGAACUCAAAAUUCUCUUGCUUUUCCUUCUUAAGUAUUUUGAUGACAGGUAGCCAGUGUGUCCAACCUGAGAUUUAGUUUUUUUUCUAAGAACUCUCUUAAUGAGACCUGACAUUGAACAGUUCCCAGCUAAAACUGCUAACAUAAACUAAGCACCGUGAUACAGGCUGCAGCCACUGGACAGGUGGCUCUUCCUAUGCCUGUCUCUUACAGAGUCACAGUACCUGUAAACAACUGCUCACAAGUAAGGAACUUCAGAGGGGAGAGCUCUCUGUUGCCAUCAUUAUGUAGAAAAAUCUCACUUUUGUACCUGCUGCUUCUUUGUCCUAACCCUGCCAAAAUAAAGCAUUGACUUUGCAGCACUAAGUGAGAAAAGGAAGGCAGGGUAAUGAUGCUUGUUUAUUCUUCUGCGUUAAGAAUGCCUGCCUUCGCACCAUCCCAUGAACUUGCUGUCCUGUUGGCAUCUUACAUAAUCCUGCCUUGGGCUGCAUGCUCUCUACAUUGCCGUUUCUUGGCCUCUUGUAAAGCAGUUGUAUGUCUGAAAGGGUUGGAGCCUUCCAGUUUCCUAGGCCACCUAUCAGUUUCAAGACAAUUAUCUCCUACAUUGAUGAGCAGUUUGAACGCUACCUACACGAUGAGAGUGGACUGAACAGGCGGCACAUCAUUGAUAACAGGGUACAUUGUUGCUUCUACUUCAUUUCACCUUUUGGACAUGGACUGAAGCCCUUAGAUGUUGCAUUUAUGAAAGCGAUACACAAUAAGGUGAAUAUUGUGCCUGUCAUUGCGAAAGCUGACACUCUCACUCUGAAGGAGCGGGAGCGGCUAAAGAAAAGGAUUUUGGAUGAAAUUGAAGAGCACAGCAUUAAAAUCUAUCAUUUACCUGAUGCAGAAUCAGAUGAAGAUGAAGACUUUAAGGAACAGACUAGACUCCUCAAAGCCAGUAUCCCAUUCUCUGUGGUUGGCUCCAACCAGUUGAUUGAAGCCAAGGGCAAGAAGGUUAGAGGCCGUCUCUACCCGUGGGGCGUUGUCGAGGUGGAGAACCCAGAACAUAAUGACUUUCUGAAGCUGAGAACAAUGCUCAUCACCCACAUGCAGGACCUACAGGAAGUGACCCAAGACCUUCACUAUGAAAACUUCCGUUCUGAGAGGCUGAAGAGAGGCGGCAGGAAAGUAGAGAAUGAGGACAUGAAUAAAGACCAGAUUUUGCUUGAAAAGGAGGCUGAGCUCCGCCGAAUGCAAGAGAUGAUUGCGAGGAUGCAGGCGCAGAUGCAGAUGCAGAUGCAGGGCGGCGACACUGACAGCAGCACUCUUGGGCACCACGUGUGAGGUCCAGCUUCAAUGUUGGAAACACUUUGGAUAAAAAGAAAGUCUUCCUGAUAAGUGCUACAGCAUCAAGUUUCUUAGCCCCGUGGAAGGGUACCCAUCUACAUUGAAGUGCCUGUGUCUGAGGAUUUCAGUUGUUUUGUUGUGUUUUGGUUUUUUAACAUUUGAUUUUUGGUUUUUUUUUUCCUUCUUUCUCCCUCCAACCCCCAACUCCCUUUGGUAUGAAGUACCUUUAACAUUUAUAUUUCAUUGCUAUGUUACAUUUUAAAUUUUGUGAGGAAAACUGAUACUUUAUUCCUCCUGAACCACUAAUGUUAGAAUUUAUUUCUAAGAAUCUGUCAACAUGUAUACUCUGAAUAGUGAAUUUCUUCGAUAUAGCUGGCCUGACUAAUCACUGACAAGUACUCUUGGUUUCUAUCCAGCCAUUUUUGUUUGCUCAGAAUGUCCCUGUGUGGUGAACAUGUGUACCUUUGACAGAAGUGGCUGUGCAUACUUGGUGGCAAGAUGUUUGCUUAUUAGAAUGAAGUCACACUGUUAACUUUAUAUUUGUACAAAACACCUAAAACCAAUUUUGCUGCUGUAGUUCAUCCGGUUAAUUCAUCUGCACCAUUAUCUGUUAACCAGUAGACCAGAAGAGCGUUAUCUAAUGAGAUACAUGUUUAUACUUAAAUAGCUUUUAAAAAGCAGGAUUUCAGGGUUGAAUUUUAAGAGCUCUGGAUUCUAGUGCCAGAUCAUUUUCAAACCUCUGUAGAGAAAACUCACUACAAGGACUUUUUAUACUGUGGGUGGUGAUUAUGCUGUGCUGUGGAGAGAACCAAAGCAGCUAUGAGCUCCAGCUUCAGUUGUAACAAGACUCUCUUUAUAAGGAAGAGUCAGUAAACUUUUUACUCAACUAAAAAGGCAAUACUUUUUUUAAAGAAACCAAAAUUUUUAUAUUUUAUACUGCACUUUAAUGUACUUUCUAUAACUAGGUGCAAAAGAUCAGCCAUGGCAGUGGAAAUCAUAGUCUUCGGCUGGCGUGGGUCCAAACCCAGGCUUGUGAUUGGGUGUGCUCUUGCACAAACCCAGCCUUGUGAUUGGGUGUGCUCUUGCACAAAAAGCCACUUGAAGCCCAAAUGCCUGCCAGGUUUUCCUCUAACUCUUCCCCUUUUCAGUGAUUCUCCUAUUGAAAGGGAAAUAACAGUGCUGGGUUGGUUUUUGUUUUGUUUUGUUUUGUUUUUUAAUGUGCAGACUGUCUCAUCUGUUUUCCAGCACUGUCAUUUUCUUCAGUUUGUGUAGUAUAAAUGUCUUCAUGACAUGAUUGAAAGGGGCAGAUCUGUGCCCCAAGCAGGUGAGCAGAGUCAGGCCUGGUUUACACUCCGGCACUUCCCUUCUACCAUGUCUUCUCAUGUCAGUCAGUGGUCUGAGAAAGGAAGAGGCAGGUGAAGGAGGCAGGGUGUGGAGAAGCAGAGCCGGUGCUAGCUGUGUGUUUCCAUUUGCUGCAGGAGGAAGUGCUUGAUUGAUGAUGAGGCAGGGAUUUACAUUUAAUUCAGGCCAAAAAUCAAUAGGACGAAUAAAGUGAAGCUUAAGAAUGGUUAUCAAUUACAAAGGAUAUGCAUUUGCUCACUUUGCCUCUUCACGUCGCAUCACUGUGAGCAGUCAGGGAAGUUCACUGUGUGAAGUCCCUACGAGGAAAAGUGUCAGUGACUUUAAAGUGGACCCGUGCGGUCCUUUGUUUGGCUUAUUUUGAUAUUAGUUUUGUUGGAGAAAGAUUUAAAAACAAAAACCAACAAAAAGGAAGGAAUUCCCAAGCAUUCAGUGUGAGUCCCAUUUGUGAGUUAAGGGUGCCACUUAGGACCAGCUGACAUCUAAGGAUGGCAGUGUACAUGUGAGGUCUUGCAGCCACAAUUCUAAUCCCCUUCAGUUUUACUGCUUUUGCUAACAAAUACUUGCUCUUUCACUAAGAAGUAACUUGUAGAAAUGUAUUUUGAAAACAUUUCACACUUCAACUUUGUAUCCAUUUAAAAUAACCUUUUUUCAAUAAAGCACUAUUGUUUAGAUAUUAAA